CUCAGCUGGACCUUCCCUCUUUCAUUCCAUUUAUCUGCUGUCCGAAAAAUCGGAACUUUUUCACCAAUUCUUGUGAAGUUUCCUGUGGUUUUAACUUUCCAAUCGCAGACGUACCUGAUUCUUUUGACGUUGACGUCAACGGCGCUCUUUCUCUGUGAUAAACCUAAGAACCAUUGUACAAAUUUGAAUAAUUUCACCGUACUCUAAAAUUUCCGUGUCUCUUCAUCAUAAUUUGCAUUUACAAUAUUUCACUCAACUCGUUGUCCCGGAGAUAUUUCAACCAAGCAUCAAGAUCAAAACAGCAAGAUUUCAAUGUACUCUUCUUCUCAAACUUCCUGUUUUUGAAGCUUACUCACCUCUUUUUGGGUUUUGGAAAGCUCGUUGUAUCUCUUUCAGAUUAUGCCAAAAAUCUCCCUCACUUGAUUGAAUUUGGUGCUGAUCUACGAGACUACGAAGAGAGAAUUGGGUUUGUGGAGUUUCGCUGUUUGUUUGAAGUUUAAUUUCGAUACUUACUUCUCUGAGUUUUGAAAUUUAUUUCAGUUUUCUUAGUUUCUGCCUUGUGAUUUUGAGACUAUUUGGCGAAGAAACCGCAUCCUUAGGAAAUUUGCAGGAAGUGGGUUUUCCCAAAUUAGCUAUUUGGGUAUUGGGUUCAAUAUCUGCUUGGUUAGGAGUACUAACUUAAAUUUGACUUCAACCUCUUAAGAAUUGUAGAAUUUGGAAACUACUUUGGGUUCUUACGUAUACAGUUAUUGAGCUCCUUUUGUACAUUUCUUAAGCUUAGAAUCUUCGUUUGGAGAAAUUUAGGAUACCAAAAGAUGACGAUUGGAAAUGUUGCACCUAAGGAGGAGAGGGAGUCACGAAAGGCCAAAGCAAUUUUUGAUGAGAAAGCCCCCUUAUUGCCUAGGAGGCAAGAGGAAGAUGUUCGGUUCGAUGAGUUUCCUGGUGCUUCCUUUACUGGCGCAGUGUUCAAUCUAUCUACCACAAUUAUCGGUGCCGGGAUCAUGGCGUUGCCGGCGACGAUGAAAGUGUUGGGACUUGGUCUUGGGAUUGCCAUGAUAAUCUUUAUGGCUGUUUUGACCGAUGCUUCAAUCGAGAUGUUGCUUAAGUUUAGCCGGGCAGGAAAGUUGGCUUCUUAUGGAAGUCUUAUGGGGUAUGCCUUUGGAAAAUAUGGGAGAACAUUCUUGCAGAUAUGUGUUGUAAUAAACAACAUUGGCGUACUCAUUGUGUACAUGAUUAUUAUCGGCGAUGUGCUUUCUGGAACAACUUCAAGUGGAGUUCACCAUGCAGGUGUCCUUGAAGGGUGGUUUGGAGACCACUGGUGGAAUGGGCGUACCUUUAUUCUCUUCGUCACCACGCUUUGUAUAUUUUCUCCAUUGGCAUGCUUUAAGCGAAUUGAUUCAUUGAGGUACACAUCUGCUUUAUCAGUUGCCCUGGCUGUAGUGUUUCUUGUUAUUACUGUUGGAAUUUUUAUCAUGAAGUUGAUAAGUGGAGGCAUUACGAUGCCUAGAUUGCUACCUGAUGUCAGUGAUCUUCCGUCAUUCUUCAACAUCUUCACUGUAGUCCCUGUUCUCGUCACUGCUUAUAUCUGCCACUAUAAUGUUCACAGCAUAGACAAUGAACUUGAAGACUCUACGCAGAUAAAAGGGGUUGUGCGAACUUCACUUGCCCUGUGCUCAUCUGUGUACAUAAUGACGAGCUUGUUCGGGUUCCUUCUGUUUGGUGAUGCAACUUUAGAUGACGUGCUUGCCAACUUUGACACCAACCUUGGGAUUCCUUACGGUUCCUUGCUUAAUGAUGCUGUUCGUGUCAGCUAUGCUGCUCACCUUAUGCUUGUAUUUCCCGUUGUCUUCUUUCCAUUGCGGCUCAACUUGGAUGGCCUCAUCUUUCCCUCAUCAAGGCUAUUGGUUCUCGACAAUUGUAGGUUUGCAUUGAUCUCAAUUGGGCUUAUUGCUCUUAUCUUCAUAGGUGCAAAUUUUAUACCCAGCAUUUGGGAUGCUUUUCAAUUCACUGGAGCGACUGCUGCAGUCUGUCUCGGGUUCAUUUUUCCUGCUGCCAUUACUCUUAGGGAUAAUUACAGCUUAGCAACAAAGAAGAACAAGAUCGUGGCUGUUUUUAUGAUAGUCCUUGCAGUCUUCUCCAAUCUGGUGGCCAUAUAUAGUGAUGCUUACGCCUUGAUUAAGAAGAGCCCAUCUCCCCGUGAAUGAUCACCCAUGUCGCUCAUGUCAUGCUUGAAAGAAGGAACCUUGUGGCAGGUUUAUUUGGAGGCCAAUCAGAAAAACCAGAGUUAAAUUAUGGUUAUAGUAAAUCAGCCUACUGUUCAUUGGACUAAGGAACUAUGCCAAAUAAGUGUAUGGAGAUGCAUGCCGAUUUGAGAUUUGUGGGCAUUGUUGGCUUGCGUUCUGCUCGAUAUUGGAUGUUGUAGGUCAUGAUCAAGUUGUAGAAAUGCAAACGUGCGUUAUGGAUAUGUCAUUUGUAUCUCUUUCUUUCUUUUCUUUCUCCUAGUAUGUGUUUCAAACCUUCUGUGUGAUAGGAGGUUUCACUUGCAAAAGAACCA
This is a messenger RNA of Carya illinoinensis, 2554 nucleotides long. RefSeq names its product amino acid transporter AVT6A-like. Gene Ontology annotation, molecular function: amino acid transmembrane transporter activity. Bases 816 to 2204 code for a protein of 462 amino acids. The transcript has 5 exons. NCBI's taxonomy places the organism in Eukaryota, Viridiplantae, Streptophyta, Magnoliopsida, Fagales, Juglandaceae. Gene Ontology annotation, biological process: amino acid transmembrane transport. The record is from RefSeq and is a predicted model, not a curated record.